AUGAGACAAGACGGGAAUUUUCGUCGACUGGAAUAUGCUGCACCAACCUCUAAGCAGCGUAGGAAAUAUAAUCUAAAGAAAAACAUCCGGAUAAAACGGAACGGGUGCUUUUCUAAUACAUACGAAUCUAUAACGCAGAAUGGCUCGGUUGGUGCGACACUGCUACGCAACUUGGGAAGGAUCCAGAAAAGAGUAUUGGGGAAAGGUUCAUUGAAUCUCAUCAGAAAUGAAGAGUAUAUAUCUGAUUUAAUAAACAACAC
This is a messenger RNA of Paraglomus brasilianum, 260 nucleotides long. NCBI's taxonomy places the organism in Eukaryota, Fungi, Glomeromycota, Glomeromycetes, Paraglomerales, Paraglomeraceae. The record is from the annotation of a GenBank genome assembly.